Dermatophagoides pteronyssinus (European house dust mite) is the source of this 1702-nucleotide messenger RNA. RefSeq names its product glutamyl-tRNA(Gln) amidotransferase subunit B, mitochondrial (gene GatB). Gene Ontology annotation, cellular component: glutamyl-tRNA(Gln) amidotransferase complex; mitochondrion. The record is from RefSeq and is a predicted model, not a curated record. Gene Ontology annotation, biological process: mitochondrial translation; glutaminyl-tRNAGln biosynthesis via transamidation. Gene Ontology annotation, molecular function: glutaminyl-tRNA synthase (glutamine-hydrolyzing) activity. Lineage: Eukaryota; Metazoa; Arthropoda; Arachnida; Sarcoptiformes; Pyroglyphidae.
GGAUCAUGUUCCUAAGGUUGUUCAAAUUUUCAAAUUUCAAUAUUAAUACGAGCCUGAAGAAUGGCUUUCAUUCGGCUUCGCAGACUUUAUUUUUUUCAUGUAAAGCUGAAAAAUAUCUUGACAAAUAUGAACCAGUAAUCGGUUUAGAAGUUCAUGCUCAAAUCUUAUCCGAUUCAAAAUUGUUUUCAUCUGCAUCAACAAAUUUCACAUCGCGUCCCAAUUCACAGGCCACUUAUUUCGAUGUAUCAUUACCUGGAACAUUACCAGUAUUGAACCGAAAAUGUGUUCUCGCUGCCAUCAAAACGGGUUUGGCUUUGAACUGUAGAAUUUCAAAUAAAAGUACAUUUGAUCGCAAACAUUAUUUUUAUGGUGAUAUGCCGAAUGGAUAUCAAAUCACACAGCAGAGAAAUCCAAUUGCUCGAGACGGAUACAUUGAAUUUAUCGUAUAUGAUGAUUUUUAUGAAAAUGAUAGAUCAUUUCAACCAUAUCUAAAACAAUGUCGUUUGAAACAAAUCCAAUUGGAACAAGAUUCUGGAAAGUCUUUGGUCGAUGGGGAAAUGAAUGCCAAUUUGAUUGAUUUGAAUCGUGCUGGUGUACCACUAUUGGAAUUUGUAUUCGAACCAGAUCUUAGUUCCACUUUAGAAGCAAUAUCAUUAGUACGAGAAUUGAUUGCCAUUCUUAAAUCAAUACAAGCAUGUUCAUGUCGGAUGGAAGAAGGUGCCCUUCGCGUUGAUGCUAAUGUUUCUGUUCGACUUGUUGGUAACCGUGAAUUAGGAACACGAACUGAAAUUAAAAAUCUCAAUUCCUUUAGAUUUAUUCGCGAAGCUUCUGAAUAUGAAAUUCGAAGACAAUGUUCAUUGUUAGAAAGAGGUGAAAAAAUAAUCAACGAAACCCUUGGCUAUGACAUACGAACUAAAAAUACGUUUGUUAUGCGCGAUAAAGAAAUUGUACAAGAUUAUCGUUUUAUGCCUGAGCCGAAUUUGCCUGCAAUUGUUCUUACUAAUGAUGCCGAAGAUAUGUCUAAAGAAUUGAUUAAUAUCAAUUCCAUUCAAAAAGAAAUGCCUAGAUUACCUGAACAUAUCCGUCAAAGUCUUUUAGACAAAAGAUUUGGUUUAUCGCUGAGGGAAAUCUAUUUUCUUCUUCAGGAUUCGACUCAGUUGCACUUGUUUCAUCAAAUAUUCGAAUCUUCACGACGAAAAUGCGGUUUAGAUUGCUUUGAAUUUCUCAUCGGUUAUUUGAAACCGAUUUUUCAAGAAAAAAUUGAUCCAUUUACUUUGAACAAAAUCGAAUCGAUAAAUUAUAGAUUUUCAAUGGAAAAUAUAUCGGAAUUUGUUUGUCAAGAAUAUUUGGGCCAAUUAUGUGAUAUGAUAUUUGAUGAAAAGAUUUCGGAAACGACUGCUUAUGAUAUUCUAAAAUUAUAUCUCCAGAAUGAAAAAAGAUCGCCUCAUGAGAUUGUCGAGAACUAUAAUUGGUGGUUAAUAAAGGAUAUGGAUCAAAUAGAAAAUGUUUGUCGUCAAGUUAUCCAACAAGUACCCAAAAUUGCCAAGAAAUAUGCUAAGAAUGGUGUACGAAAACAAAAAUCCAUGCUCAUACAGAAAGCUUUUGUUUUGAUGAAUCAUCAAGUCAAUGAAAAAAUGCUAUGGGAAAUCUAUGAUAAAUUAUUGCGGCCCACAUCGAAACCAUUCGAUAAAAAACAAUAACA